AUGGCUCCAAAGAGGAAGUACAUCAAGAAAAAUACGACUGCUAGCCAAAGGGUUACCGAUGACGCAGCAACAGAAGGGGGCACUCAGGCCCAGGCAGCCGCCACAGCUAAUGUCGCUGCUACACCUUCCAAUACUUCUGAUGCAGAUGUUAGAGGAGCUAUUCAGCUGCUCACUCAAAUUUUGGCAAAUCAGGCCCAACGACAUGAAACGGCCCCUAGCUCAGGCGCUAGUAGUGGGUCAAACAUCAUGGUUAGGAGAUUUGUACUUGGGCUUAAACCCGAGUUGCACAGGGAUGCCAACACAGUUGCUCAGAACGACAAGAUGACUAUUUCCAAGAUACUGGCAUUCGUGCAAGGUAACGAGACAAGAAUGAUAGAAGAAGAAGCCCUACAGAAGCAAAAAGAUAGGGAGUUUAGCAAGAGGGCUAAGUCUGCUGGUAAUUUCAGUCAUGGGGGAUCUCAAGGUGAUGGCAACCGUCAGUUUUUUAAGAAUAGGUCGUCAAGACCUACUCCCUUAACAGCUAGUGCCCCAUUUCAAAGGUCCAAGUUUAACCAGAAAGACCGGAACUUCGGAACGACAGACUCACAUUCACAGGCCAGCGUGACCAACCGUGGUUUUCAACACCAUACAUGCAACACUUGUGGUAAGAAACAUUCAGGAGUAUGCCGUUUGGGCAUGAAUGGUUGUUUCGGGUGUGGUCAGCCGGGUCAUUUUCUGCCGGAUUGUCCGUCCGCAAGACGAAAUACCGAAGGUAACAAUAAUGUAGCUCAGUCCUCAAAUUCAGCAACUCCCCGAAAUUUCCAAGCCCAGCAGGGGCGCGGAGCAGCAAAGCCCGGUAAUACGGGCGGUGGUCAGAAUCGUCUGUAUGCAUUGACAGGCCGUCAGGAUACAGAGGCUAGAGCAGAUGUUGUUACAGGUACUCUAACAGUUUUCACUUUCGAUGUUGAACCCGAAAAAUUGUGUGAACCCUUUGAGGUGUCCACCCCCGUUGGGGAAUCACUCACAGUUAGACAUAUGUAUAGGGUGGUAAGAUUUGAGUUCCCUAAUGAGCCAAUCAUAGAAUGGAAGGGUAAUUCAGUAGUACCCAGGGGUAGGUUCAUUUCUUACUUAAAGGCCAGAAAAAUGAUUUCCAAAGAUUACCGUCAGCUGAACAAGGUCACCAUUAAGAACAGGUACCCUCUUCCUAGAAUCGAUGACUUAUUUGAUCAGCGGCAAGGCGCCCAAUGCUAUUCCAAGAUUGACCUCAGAACAGGUUAUCAUCAGUUGAAGGUUAAGGAAGUUGAUAUUCCUAAGACAGCUUUUAGGACCCGUUAUGGCCAUUUUGAAUUUCUUGUUAUGUCAUUUGGGUUGACAAAUGCACCAGCUGCUUUCAUGGAUCUUAUGAACAGAGUCUUCAAGCCUUAUCUCGAUUUAUUCGUCAUUGUCUUUAUUGACGAUAUUUUGGUGUAUUCCCGUAAUGAGGCCGAACAUGCAGAACAUCUCAGAAUAGUAUUACAAACUCUUAAAGAUUGUGAGCUUUUUGCGAAAUUCUCAAAGUGUGAGUUUUGGCUUAAAUCAGUGGCAUUCUUAGGCCAUGUGAUCUCGGGUGAAGGUGUUAAAGUUGAUUCUCAAAAGAUCGACGCCGUAAAGAGUUGGCCCAGACCCACCUCAGUUACUGAAAUAAGAAGUUUCUUGGGUCUGGCAGGCUAUUAUCGCCGCUUCGUAGAAGGGUUUUCUUCUAUCUCUGCUCCGUUGACUAAGUUGACUCGGAAGAAAAUUAAGUUCCAAUGGUCAGAUGCUUGUGAGCGAAGCUUUGAAGAGCUGAAGAAAAGAUUGACUUCUGCACCAGUUUUGACGUUGCCAGAGGGAACCGAAGGAUUCGUAGUUUAUUCGAAUGUUAUAGCGGAUGCUCUUAGUCGGCAUUCCAUGGGGAGUUUAGCCCACGUGGAGGUGGAUAAGAGAAUUAUGACGAAGGAAGGUAGUUGGGAUGAUCACUUGCCACUCAUUGAGUUUUCCUAUAAUAAUAGUUAUCAUGCUAGUAUUGGGAUGGCACCAUUUGAAGCUCUGUAUGGGCGAAGAUGCAGAUCACCUAUUGGGUGGUUUGAAGUAGGUGAAGCAGAGUUGUUAGGACCAGAUUUGGUUUACCAAGCUAUGGAGAAAGUCAAGUUAAUACAAAAGCGUUUGAAGAAAGCUCAGAGCCUAUUUCGGGCAGCGAUAACUCCUCGAUUAGUUGUGAAUCUGGAAGAAAUUCCUUGGUGA
Molecule: messenger RNA, 2238 nt
Organism: Lycium barbarum (goji berry)
Lineage: Eukaryota; Viridiplantae; Streptophyta; Magnoliopsida; Solanales; Solanaceae
Exons: 8
Coding region: 1-2238 (745 amino acids)
Molecular function (GO): nucleic acid binding; zinc ion binding
Source: RefSeq, a predicted model, not a curated record